This is a messenger RNA of Myotis daubentonii (Daubenton's bat), 4856 nucleotides long. RefSeq names its product cAMP-dependent protein kinase catalytic subunit PRKX. Gene Ontology annotation, biological process: protein phosphorylation. Lineage: Eukaryota; Metazoa; Chordata; Mammalia; Chiroptera; Vespertilionidae. Gene Ontology annotation, molecular function: ATP binding; cAMP-dependent protein kinase activity. Gene Ontology annotation, cellular component: cytosol; cAMP-dependent protein kinase complex. The record is from RefSeq and is a predicted model, not a curated record.
GCGGGCGAUGGCCGUGGCCGGCGCGCGCGCGCCCCUCGGAUGGGGAACUCGGCGCGGACCCUUCUCUGGGGCGCCCGAUUGGGGGGUGAUUAGGAGGUGCGGGCACCUCCCCAAAGCUGCCCGCCUACCCGAUGCGUCGCUACGACCCGCCGCCACGCCCGGGCCUCGCGGUUCCAGGGCGGGGCCUCGGGGAGGGCGGCCCCGCCGGCAGCGUCCGGGCGCGCGGGGCGGAGAGAGCGCGCGGCCCCGCCCCGGCCGCUUCCGCCCGGUCCCCCCGGAUCGUCGCGCACUCAGCUCCCGAGCCGGUGCCGGCGGCGGACUGGGGCCGCCAGGAAUGAACCAGGAGCCGGGCGCGCGCGGCCGGGACCCCGCCUCGCCCCCGUCCCCCCGGGUCGCGCCUCUCUCCGGGCCUGCGCCGCGCCCCCCACCGCCGCCCGGCCGGCCGCGCGCGCCCCCCGAGGCCGCCGGCGACUCCCACCAGCUGCUCCUGUUUCUGCUUUGGCUGCACUGAACGCCACCCCGCGCCUCGCCAUUGUCCCCGCCGCCGCCGCCCCGCCAGCUGCCCCGGGCCGCGCGCCGGGAGGCGGGGGGCGCGCAUGGGGGGGCGCCGCUGAUGCCGCCGCCGCGACGCCCUCCGAGGCUGCGUCCCGGGAAGCGCGGUCCCCCUCGCCCCCCGGCCCGGCCCGGCCCCCCGGAUCGGAACGCGCCCCCAUGGAGGCGCCCGGGGUGGCCAAGGCGGACCCGGACCCUCCUUUGGAGAGCCAGGAGGAGACCUCCGACGGCGCGCCCGCGCCCGCACCGGGAUCCGACGAACCGUCUCCAGACUCGCCCGGGUACCGGCUACAGGACUUCGACACGCUGGCCACCGUGGGCACCGGGACCUUCGGGCGGGUGCAGCUCGUCCGGCAGAAGACGGGCAAGCAGUUCUUCGCGCUCAAGGUCAUGAGCAUCCCCGACGUCAUCCGGCUCAAGCAGGAGCAGCACGUGCACAACGAGAAGUCGGUCCUCAAGGAAGUCAGCCACCCCUUCCUGGUCAAGCUGUUCUGGACCUGCCACGACGACCGCUUCCUCUACAUGCUCAUGGAGUUCGUGCCGGGCGGCGAGCUGUUCAGCUACCUGCGCGCCCGGGGCCGCUUCUCCAACGCGGCCGGCCUGUUCUACGCGGCCGAGAUCGUGUGCGCCCUCGACUACCUGCACUCGAAGGAGAUCGUCUACCGGGACCUCAAGCCCGAGAACAUCCUGCUGGACCGCGACGGGCACGUCAAGCUCACCGACUUCGGCUUCGCCAAGAAGCUGGUGGACAGGACCUGGACCCUCUGUGGGACCCCCGAGUACCUGGCCCCCGAAGUCAUUCAGAGCAAGGGCCACGGCCGCGCGGUCGACUGGUGGGCGCUGGGCAUCCUCGUCUUUGAGAUGCUUUCGGGCUUCCCUCCAUUCUUCGACGACAACCCGUUUGGCAUCUAUCAGAAGAUUCUCGCCGGCAAAAUCGACUUCCCGAGAUACUUGGAUUUCAACGUCAAAGACCUCAUCAAGAAGCUGCUGGUGGUGGACAGGACGCGGCGCCUGGGCAACAUGAAGAACGGGGCCGAGGACGUGAAGAGGCAUCGCUGGUUCCGCCUGGUGGACUGGGACGCCGUCCCCCAGCGGAAACUCAAGCCCCCCAUCCUGCCCAAGGUGCGCGGCGAGGGCGACACCUCGAACUUCGAGGCGUACCCUGAGAACGACUGGAACACGGCGCCCCCGGCGUCCCCCAAAGAUCUGGAGGCCUUCAAGAACUUCUGAGGGCGGCCGCCACCCCAGCAGACACGGGAGGAGUGGAGCCUGCAGGCAGCCUCGAAGGGUCGGUCGCCUCCCGGGUGUGCCGGACACUGCACCCCGGGGCCCCUCGCCCGCCUGUACAUAAAGGGAUCGGCCGGCACUGGACGCGCGUGGACGUUGCGUUAUUGAAGCAACUGGAAGCCUGCGCACAGUAGGGCCCCAAGCGGUCGUAGCGUUGGCCGCGUCCUCUCGCGUGCGCUCCUACUGUGUGCACCUCUCGCCCUCUCCCCACAGACUCCGCUGGACAAGCUCGGACUGGACGUGUUUGGCUAUGACCCCAGAUGGCGUGUGUACACGUGCACGCGCGCGCAUGUGUGUGUGUGUGUGUGUGUGUGUGUGUGUAGGCGGGAAAGACUAUAGGACGGACGCCGUACGGCCAUGUCCGUGCCUACAGGCCCCAGAGCCAGUGAUGUUUAGCUUUCAAAUUUCUCCCUGGCCGGAGCGUCGGCCUGCGGACCGAAGGGUCCCGGGUUCGAUUCCCGGUCAAGGGCACGGGGCUCGUGCGGGAGGCAACCCGUCGAGGUGUCUCUCUCGCAUCGACGUUUCUCUCUGUCUCUCCCUCUCUCUUCCGCUCUCUCUAAAAAUCAAUGGGAAAAUACCCUCUGGUGAGGAUUAGCAAAACUGAAUAAAAAAAAAACCUAUUCCUCAGGAAUCUGUGGUCUUCGGAACAAAGCCCUAAAAGGAUGAUGGGUGCGUUUUUAUUUAAUUUUUUUUUUUUUAAUCACCUGCUAUGCAUUUUUUAGCUCUCGGUGCAGCCAAUGUGUGUGGCCUUCCAUCGCUAACGUCUUUUCAUGCCUCACAUCUAGCUGGUAACGUUAGGUCUUGAAACCAGAAGGAAACGGUUGAACUUUAUUUAUUUUAAUUAUUAUUUUUUUAAAUAUAUUUUUAUUGAUUUCAGAGAGGAAGGAAGAGAGAGAGAGAGAGAGAGAGAGACAUCCAUGACGAGAGAGAAUCAUGGGCCGGCUGCCUCCUGCACGCCCCCUACUGGGGAUGGAGCCCGCCACCCGGGCACGUGCCCUCGACCGGGAAUCGAACCCUGACCUCCUGUUUUGUAGGUCAACGCACAACCAGUGAGCCGUGCAGUGGGCAUGUCUCGAUCUCUGUUGUCGACUGGGCAGAAUUCGCAAAAAAGCUUGGCAGCAGAAAGAUACGAUGUGUCCACCCCCCGCCUUCCGCUCCCAGAGAUCAUCGGCCCCGCCCACGGCCAACUUUCUCUAAGUGUCUAGAACGUUUCGUUUCGUGGCGCACAUCUAAACGUCAAGACCCGCCUGCAGCCCGUAGCGGGUUCCCCAGUCGAGCCGAACGUGGGACGACGUUUAUAGCGAAAAGGUGGCUGGUGCUGCUCAUUCAAAACCCUGUGUCUGCCCUGGCCGGUGUGGCUCAGUGGAUAGAGCGUCGGCCUGCGGACUCAAGGGUCCCGGGUUCGAUUCAUGUACCUCGGUGGCAGGCUCUUCCCCGGCCCGGAACCUGGUCGGGGCACACAUGCAGGAGGCAACUCGUCGAUGUGUGUCUCUCACAUCGACGUUUCUCUCUUUCUUUUUCUCUCUCUUCCGCUCUCUCUAAAAAUUGAUGGAAAAAUAUACUUAAGAGUGGAUUUUUUAAAAAAAAAGGAAAAAAUGGAAAAAUAGUCCAGCUUCUGACGAAUUCGUGCAUCCUGAGGGGCGUGACGUCCACUUGCAAAAACACAGAGAAAUAGCACAAGAAUGGGCGUGUGGGUAAUGUAUUUGGACGGUCUGUUUGGCAUGUGUGAGUGUGUGAGUGUGUGUGAGCCUGGUGUCUGCAGGGCCAAAGCUUCCCCUGUGUGUGUGUGUGUGUGUGUGUGUGUGUGUGUGUGAGUGUGUGUUUGAGCCUGGUGUCUGCAGGGCCACAGCUUCCCCUACGUGUGUGUGUGUGUGUCUGUGUGUGUGUGUGUGUGUGUGUGAGCCUGGUGUCUGCAGGGCCACAGCUUCCCCUACGUGUGUGUGUGUGUGUCUGUGUGUGUGUGUGUGUGUGUGUGAGCCUGGUGUCUGCAGGGCCACAGCUUCCCCUACGUGUGUGUGUGUGUGUGUGUGUGUGUGUGUGUGUGUGUGUGAGCCUGGUGUCUGCAGGGCCACAGCUUCCCCUACGUGUGUGUGUGUGUGUGUGUGUGUGUGUGUGUGUGUGUGUGAGCCUGGUGUCUGCAGGGCCACAGCUUCCCCUACGUGUGUGUGUGUGUGUGUGUGUGUGUGUGUGUGUGUGUGUGUGUGUGUGAGCCUGGUGUCUGCAGGGCCACAGCUUCCCCUACGUGUGUGUUUGUGCGUGUGCGUGUGCGUGUGUGUGCGCGUGUGUCGGUGGAAGUGGAGCGCACGCCCAGGGAACGUUUUCACGUCGCGUUUGCUGUGCGGACCCCGUGGUCUCGCGUCUGAGGGCGCAGGGCCCAGGCCCGCCCUCCCUCCCUGGGCAAACGCUGUCUCCAUGCGGGUUUUCUGUACACGAUUGUGUCCGAGGCCCUUCCGUCGGCUCGUUCGUGGCGCCCGUUUCCCUGUGAACUGAACUGCCGUGGCCCGUGUGUGUGUGUCUCCGUGGACGGGACGGAAGCCAUCCUGCCUCUUCGUGGUUCCUCUGGCGCCCGCACUGUGUGCCCUGUCCCCGCCGGCCCCGCGGACACCCCGCUCAGUGCCUUUGCACACGGUUGUGCCGGACGCUCCUAUUAUUUUUGGUGGGAAAAAAAAAAACACACAAAAAAAACAAAAGACUCAAAUCCCCCCACCACCAAACAAAAAAAAGAACCAACCAGCCCUGUUUCAAAUCCCGUCGGUUCCUCGCACAAUGGAAAUCACUGUGACCUGUACAUACGCGCGAGGGAGGUUUGCCUGCUGUCUGUUGUAACUUAUGGCCUCAACGCGGUGGAUCCCAGGUUUGCGUAAUAAAACUUUAUACCUUUGACGAAGGGCUCUCCGUCUCGUCGGUUGUGUGCGUGGCGGGAGACGCUGGGGCCGGCCCGCGUGGAUCUGUCCCAGGAGCCUGCGGUCUUUUUUCGUUUGUUUGUUUUAAGACUUUUUAUUGGUUUCUAUUUUUUU